UUCCGUAUAUUAAAAUUAUGAGUUCAAAUCUACGAAUUUGUUACAAUGUUAAUAGAUUUUUACACAUAAAUUUUGCAUCUAAAAUUAUGAAUUUUGUUGAACCAAAUGAUCGAAAGCUAAAUUCGGUUCUAGUUAUAAACAAACAUGCUACCAGGCAGAUGCAUCACCUAGGUAUCGAGUUCAUCCGACCUCCUAAUAUUUUUUAUGCGAACCAUAAUUAUAUAUGUAAAAGUUCUUUAGAAAUUUUAAUAAAUAAUAGAUCCAAACCUAUAAUUUUAAAAUGACAAUGCCUUGUGUUACAAUUUUAAAGUUAAACACAUUAAGUGGCGUUUUACAUACGAAAUUUCAAAAAAAGUGAAAAAAAAAAUUCAAGUAAAAAUUAGAGUUGUGUUUGGACAUGAAUAUAAUUUUGGGUUGUUUGAAUUUUAUAAGUGAUCCGAGUAAAAGUUUUGAAAAAUAUCUUUUAGGAGUUUCUCAAAUUUUCGAAAAAUUUUAAAAUUCAUUUUCUAGUGAAAACUAAAAAAUUUAUGGCUAAACACUAAUUUCGAAAAAAAUUCUUAUGUUCAAACGGGCUCUUCAAGUAAAGCUUCCAUCACUUCACUCUUCAGGUGAAACAGUGCCCCUUGGAUUCUCCAAAAAUAACAAGAUUACCACUAGUCCACUACCUGUGCACUUAGCGUAAGCAACAAAGUAUCAAAUUGCCCUUAAAUCUGUCCUAAAUCUCAAUAUUGUCAGCACCACCUCUGUGAAAAUGAAGAACCAAACGCCCAUCUAUCCCUUCCAUGUAAUUAUACUCUUAUCGAUGCCUUUUUAUGUCUUUUCACUCCGAAUUGGACCCCACUCCACUGACUCGUGCAACCGUCCGCCGGCGGACCAACGAACAUUACAAACCGACCAAAUGACGGUACUAAUCAACGGCUACUCCGAGCACCGUAUUCCACUUCUCACUUCAAUCGCCGCCACUUACGCCGCCACAUCCUCCGUCGCCGCCGUCAUCAUCCUCUGGAGCAAUCCCUUAACUCCUUCACAAACCCUAACAUCACUCUCCCAAAACCUCUCGUCCAUAUCCGCCGCCGCCCCAAUCACCAUCCUCCGUCAGCCCUCCUCCAGUCUCAACCUCCGAUUCCACCCUCAAAAAACCAUCACCACGCGCGCCGUACUCAUCUGCGAUGACGACAUCGAACCCGACGCGGAAUCAAUAAACUUCGCUUUCCAAAUCUGGAGAUCCGACCCGGAUCGACUAAUCGGGUUCUUCGUCAGAUCCCACAACUACGACCUUACCCAAAAAUCAUGGAUCUACACAAUGGAAAGUAGCAAAUACUCCAUCGUGUUAACAAAAUUCAUGAUUUUAAAAGCACGAUACCUCCACAAAUACACAUGCAGUAAAGAAUACGAAAAGUUGAGGGCAAAAGUAGAAGAAAAGAAUAAUUGCGAGGAUAUUUUAAUGAAUUUUGUGGUAGCGGAGGAGGUAAAAAAGGGGCCGAUUUUAGUGAGAGCGAAGAAAGUGAGGGAUUGGGGAGAUGCAAGAAAUGAAGGUGGAGAAAUGGAGGAAAGAGAUGUGGGGUUGAGUAGUAGGAAAAGGGAGCAUAGAAAGAGAAGAGGAGAAUGUAUUGGUGAAUUCCAUAGGCUAUUGGGGAAGAUGCCGUUGAGGUAUGGAUAUGGGAAGGUUGUUGAUUCUGUUGGAGAACAAGGGCUAUGUGAGAAAGGUGGCAAGUUAGUAUAUUGUGAUAGGCAAUUUUUUUAAUACUUUAGAAAUUAAAGCUGAUUCCAAGUUUCAAUUUCCAUAUAUGUUUUCGUUAUUGCUUUUUCUAUAAUUAAAAGUCACGUUUGUACGCACAACUAGGACCGAAAACCAAAAAAAUUGUUAAAUGAUUACGAAAUUUGAACCAAACCAAUAUAAAUACGGAAAUAUAUUUCCUCCAUUUCAA
Molecule: messenger RNA, 1928 nt
Organism: Nicotiana tabacum (common tobacco)
Lineage: Eukaryota; Viridiplantae; Streptophyta; Magnoliopsida; Solanales; Solanaceae
Product: glycosyltransferase family protein 64 C3-like
Cellular component (GO): membrane
Molecular function (GO): glycosyltransferase activity
Source: RefSeq, a predicted model, not a curated record